AUGCAAAAAUAUUAUCAUUCUGAUGAUCAAUCACAGAAUGUGAGGUGGCCUACAGGCGGUGGUAGUCUUGUGAUAAAUGGAAGAAACUACAUGCUUAAGCAAUGCCGUUGGCACUCCCCAGCCGAGCAUUCUGUAGAUGGCAUAAUUUACCCUCUGGAGUUUCAAAUGGAGCAUCAAACACAGGACAAUAGCUCUGCUAUUGUUUCCAUGCUUUACAGUUAUGGAAAACCUAAUACUUUUCUUACAAAGGUAAAUUGGGAGCCUCCAAAAGAACCUUUGGGUUUGGUUGAUCCCUUCGAGAUUAUAGUGCCUGAUAAGGAAUAUUAUCGCUACAGUGGGUCUUUAAGCACUCCAAUUUGUAGAGAGGGAGUCAUUUGGAGCGUCCUUGAGAAGUUUUGA
Molecule: messenger RNA, 399 nt
Organism: Cryptomeria japonica (Japanese cedar)
Lineage: Eukaryota; Viridiplantae; Streptophyta; Pinopsida; Cupressales; Cupressaceae
Product: alpha carbonic anhydrase 6-like
Exons: 5
Coding region: 1-399 (132 amino acids)
Molecular function (GO): carbonate dehydratase activity; zinc ion binding
Source: RefSeq, a predicted model, not a curated record